GCCCCCGCGGAGCCGCGACGGGAAUAGCGCCCGGCUCCUUUAAGAGGGGGCGGGGCCGCUGGUGACCUCUGACGGGCCCCGCCCCUUCCUGGUUGCCAUAGCCACCGCGCGCUGGCGUCCCAAAAUGGCGUCGCUGCUGCCGGACAAGCUGUUCGAGGCGCGCGGGCAGGCGCCGGCCCCCAGCAAGGACUUCUACCAGGUGCUCGUCACCCGCAGCCAGGUAAUUUUCAGAUGGUGGAAAAUCUCUCUUAGGAGUGAAUUUCGUGAAUCAAAGCCUGGAGAAAUUAAAGAAGCUCAUGAGGAUUUCUUGGAUGACCCAUCUCUUCAGAUUCAAAUUGCUAUCGUGUUUGGUGCUAAAGUUCUAGAACAUAUCUUUAAUCUAUGCCGAGGCAACUUUGACUUCCUUGAACGGCUUCCUGAUCCAUUGCUCCUAAAUAUAAUUUCCUUUCUGGGUCUUGAAGAUAUUGCCAGGCUUUCUCAAGUCUCACACAGAUUUGAAACGAUAUGCAACUGUGACACACUGUGGGAAAAAAUUGUGCAGAAUUUGUGCGAUACAAUUACCCCUGAAAUGAGAGCACUGGCACAGGAAGUGGGCUGGAAACGAUUCUUCUUCACUAGCAAACUUCAGCUUCAGCUGCAGAUUCGAAGAAGGAGGCAGAAACAAGAUAAUUCAGAAAAAGAACUGAAUAAAUAAAGCUGCAUGUUUUUGAUUGAAAGCAAGCAUGGUAAGAUGUAAAUGUGUUAAAUAUCAAAGAAUAAUGAUUUGCCUUUUUCUUUAUUGGAGAACCUAGCUAACUGUAGGAUUAAAACAGUAGACGCAUACCUUAAUGGAAACACGACAUAAAACAUAUAGCUUUUUAUAGAAUGGACUUUCUGAAAUCAUACUG
Alligator sinensis (Chinese alligator) is the source of this 887-nucleotide messenger RNA. RefSeq names its product F-box protein 36 (gene FBXO36). The record is from RefSeq and is a predicted model, not a curated record. Gene Ontology annotation, cellular component: SCF ubiquitin ligase complex. Gene Ontology annotation, biological process: SCF-dependent proteasomal ubiquitin-dependent protein catabolic process. Bases 125 to 694 code for a protein of 189 amino acids. Gene Ontology annotation, molecular function: protein binding. The transcript has 4 exons. Lineage: Eukaryota; Metazoa; Chordata; Crocodylia; Alligatoridae.